AUGGGGAAGAAGCGAGCGGCGGCCGUGAGUGCCACUGCUGUCCCGUUGCCCGGGCCCGCCGCCGCCGAGCCAGAGCCGGACCACUUCAACGACUACGGCUUCGACCCGCAGCUCCUCCACUUCUUCUCCCAGCUUGAGGUGAAGCGGCUGUGGGGUAGGCGCCAGCGCCACCACCAGCACCAGCCUGCGCAGUCCAAGCCCCUGGAGUCCGCGCGGUUCAAGCUCCAGAAGCCCAUCUCCAAGAAGCACCACCACCGCCCACAGAAGCAGCAGCGCCGCCGGUGGUGGAGCUCCGCCGCUUCCGCCGCGCUCCAUCUCUUCAAGAAGCGCCCCUCCUCCACCAGACCCGCACCCGCCGCAGCUCCAACUCCCCCGUACGGGUCGGCCGCGUCGACCACCGUGCCUCUGUACCUCGCCGACUACGAUGCUGCAGGCGGGGACGACGACGACGGCGCGGCCGCGUGCACGUGCUGGGCGCCGGCCGUGCGGUCCGGCAGCCGCCUCGCCGCCGCCGAGCUCGGCGCCGCGGCAGUGGCGGUUCCCUACGUCAGCCUCAGGUCCACUAGCCUCGCAGGCGGUGGUGGCGCUGAAGGCGCUCCGGUGAUGCCCAUCUACCUCGUGACGUGA
This is a messenger RNA of Miscanthus lutarioriparius, 627 nucleotides long. The record is from the annotation of a GenBank genome assembly. NCBI's taxonomy places the organism in Eukaryota, Viridiplantae, Streptophyta, Magnoliopsida, Poales, Poaceae.